Messenger RNA from Paramecium pentaurelia, 234 nucleotides. Lineage: Eukaryota; Ciliophora; Oligohymenophorea; Peniculida; Parameciidae. The record is from the annotation of a GenBank genome assembly.
AUGACAACAAAUGAUAAGACAUAAAGAAAUCAAAUGCUCCAAAACAAUUAUAAGUGUUUAUUUAUAUCUACAUCCUUUAUUUGGUUAUAUUUUUGGAGUAAAGUUAUUUAACUAAGACCAUCAACUAUUUUCAAAAAAUCAAUCAUCUAUGGCUUUAUUUUGAGUACAUUUUAGGCUAGCUAUUAUGGAACACCUAAAUUAGAUAGAUUUUUAUAUAUUUAGCAAUAAAAAUGA